Paramecium octaurelia is the source of this 147-nucleotide messenger RNA. NCBI's taxonomy places the organism in Eukaryota, Ciliophora, Oligohymenophorea, Peniculida, Parameciidae. The record is from the annotation of a GenBank genome assembly.
AUGGAAGGAGAUGAAGAAAAAUUUUAAGAUCUCAGACAGAUCAAUACUCAAAUUGUAAUAAAGUCAUUCUAAAUUCCAUGUGCUAAUGAACCUAUUUUAAUAAGAAUCAUCGAUUCUUUGAAUCAAAUAAAAUACAAGAAAGGUUGA